CUCUCUCGCUCUCGACUACUACUGUCGCUUCAUACGCCGCCGACAUGGCAGGAGGUGUGCGGAAAAAGCCUGCGGGUUCCCCGUCCGCAUUGUGGGGGAAACUUAACACUCUGUGGCAGGACAAACAUAUGGUGUUGUUUAAGAGCGAAUACACGUUACUGGUCGUUUCAGUUUUGUGGUUCAUGGAGAUCGGGAUCAAUGUGUGGGUGAUACAGAAAGUAGCAUACACCGAGAUAGACUGGAAAGCCUACAUGGAUGAAGUAGAGGGAGUCAUCAAUGGGACUUACGACUACACCGAGCUUAAAGGAGACACCGGACCGUUGGUGUACCCGGCUGGCUUUGUCUACAUCUUCACUGCCCUCUACUACAUUACCAGCCGUGGAGUAAACAUCCGUCUGGCCCAGUACAUAUUUGCAGCUUUCUACCUCGUCACACUGCUGCUCGUCUUCAGGGUCUACCAUCGCACUAAGAAGGUUCCUCCAUACGUGUUCUUCUUUGUGUGCUGCGCUUCUUAUCGGAUACACUCAAUCUUUGUGCUGCGCCUCUUUAACGAUCCUGUGGCCAUGAUGCUGCUGUUUGCAGCUGUAAACCUCUUCAUGGAUGGACACUGGACUCUGGGCUGCUGCCUUUACAGUUUAGCAGUGUCUGUGAAGAUGAAUGUGCUCCUUUUUGCUCCUGGACUACUUAUGCUCCUCCUGUCCGAGUUUGGUCUUAUCAGGACAAUUCCCAAACUUUCUCUGUGUGCAGUCAUACAGCUUUUGCUAGCUCUGCCUUUCCUCCUGGAGAAUCCGAUGGGUUAUAUGAGCCGGGCGUUCGAUCUCGGCCGUCAGUUCAUGUUCAAGUGGACGGUCAACUGGCGGUUUCUGCCCGAAUGGCUCUUCUUGAACCGGUACUUCCACUUGCUCCUGCUGGCCGUCCACCUGCUAACCCUGCUGCUCUUUGCCCUCCGCCGCUGGAAGAGGCCAGGAGAAAGCAUCUUUGAACUCCUCAAGGAGCCAAGAAAGAGGAAAACACCAGCUCAGAAAAUCCCUGUCGAUCAGAUGGUGCUGAUUCUCUUCAGCUCUAACUUCAUCGGCAUGUGCUUCAGCCGUUCGCUGCACUACCAGUUUUACGUCUGGUACUUCCACACUCUGCCUUACCUGCUCUGGAGUGGAGGAGUCAAGAAGAUGGCCCACCUGCUCAGGGUUCUUAUCUUGGGUCUGAUCGAGCUUUCGUGGAAUACCUACCCGUCCACAGACAGCAGCUCAGCGGCCCUCCACGUAUGUCAUCUCAUCAUCCUCCUCUGUCUGUGGCUGGCGCCGCCGCUGCCUUCCGACCCGGCAGAAACACAAGAACAUCCACCCGUCAAGGACAAGCGCCAGUGAGCCUGAUCGAGCCGGACGUCCUAUUUGGGUUGAAUCAGCUGCUGAACAGCCUCCAUCACCCUCCUCUCUUUGAUCCUCACGCCGCUGCAGGGUGAGGUCUCUGGGAAGGACCGUUUUAGAAGUGAAUAUUAAGGAGCCAUUUAAUGCUUCGCAUCUCAGCUCACAACUAAAAGUGAAGGAACAUGUUGUGGGUGCGGUCAGGAGACGAAUACCUUGCAGUUUAACGUAUGAAAAGAGAAAGGAAAUGGGGAUUCUCAGGUUUCGCUUUCAGAUAUAAGGGUGGAGUGCUAAGAGGAUAUUGAUUUGAUGUAGAACUUGAAUGUAGCACCAAAAGCUUUAAAUGAGUUGCUAUCAAGCCGCGACAUGUUCACUUGUCACAAUAGUUGUAGAACUCGUCAGUAUAAAGCCGGCCAUCUUUCCCAGUGGUUGUAGAAUUUUACGCAGAUGUGUAAAACUUGUCUGAUUUGUUACAUAAUUUAUUCAUCUUCUGUUGCGAGGGGCUCACUUCACUCAUCACCAAGUAAAUUUAUUAGGACGAAUUGACAGUCGAUUGAAACAUGACAUUUUAUAUUAAACAGAGAAGCCACCUAA
Molecule: messenger RNA, 1955 nt
Organism: Gasterosteus aculeatus aculeatus (three-spined stickleback)
Lineage: Eukaryota; Metazoa; Chordata; Actinopteri; Perciformes; Gasterosteidae
Source: RefSeq, a predicted model, not a curated record